UUAUUUGUGGUCAUUUAUAUGCAGCCUGGAUACCUUCGUAACUUGUUACCGAAUUCUGCACCUAAUCAACCAGACUCGUUUCAGCAUGUUCUUGAUGACAUUCAGGCAAAGAUAUUGCCAGGGGUUACUCACUGGCAGAGCCCAAAUUAUUUUGCAUACUAUCCUUCCAAUAGCAGCGUUGCUGGAUUUUUGGGAGAAAUGCUUAGUGCUGGUAUCAAUAUUGUUGGUUUCAGUUGGAUUACAUCUCCUGCUGCAACUGAGCUCGAAAUGAUUGUUUUGGAUUGGCUUGCUAAGAUGCUUAAGCUACCUGAAGAUUUCCUUUCAGCAGGACAAGGUGGCGGAGUGAUUCAGGGCACGGCAAGUGAAGAUGUUCUAGUUGUAUUAUUGGCUGCCCGUGACAAUGUUUUGAGGAGGGCUGGAAAAGAUGCACUUGAAAAGCUUGUAGUUUAUGCAUCCGAUCAAACACAUUCUGCCUUGCAAAAAGCCUGCCAGAUAGCAGGAAUCCAUCCUGAGAAUUGUAGGCUGCUAAAGGCAAACUCUUCUACCAACUAUGAACUUUCACCAGAGUUGCUGAGUGAAACAAUUUCACAUGACCUUACCAUUGGCUUGAUUCCAUUCUUUUUAUGUGCCACUGUUGGCACAACUUCUUCAACUGCAGUUGAUCCUUUGCUUUCAAUAGGAAAGAUUGCAAAGAGUAAUGGAAUGUGGUUCCAUGUCGAUGCUGCAUAUGCUGGAAGUGCUUGUGUAUGCCCGGAAUUCCGUCAUUACAUGGAUGGUGUUGAAGAGGCUGAUUCAUUCAACAUGAAUGCACAUAAGUGGUUUCUAACUAAUUUUGAUUGUUCAGCACUUUGGGUAAAGGAUAGAAGUGCUUUGGUCCAGGCCCUCUCUACAAAUCCAGAGUAUCUAAAGAAUAAGGCCUCGCAAGCAAACAUGGUCGUAGAUUACAAAGAUUGGCAAGUUCCUCUUGGACGUCGGUUUAGAUCACUGAAACUAAGGAUGGUAUUACGAUUGUAUGGCUUGGAAAACCUGCAGUUCUAUAUAAGAAAUCAUAUCCAGUUGGCCAAACAUUUUGAGAACCUGGUUGUUCAAGAUCCAAGAUUUGAGGUCGUCGUCCCUCGGAUAUUUUCAUUAGUUUGUUUCCGUCUUCUGCCUCCUAAUGAUGAAGAUCAUGGCAACAAAUUGAACCAUGAACUUUUAGAUGCUGUAAACUCAACAGGGAAUGUCUUCAUAUCGCACACGGUUUUAUCAGGCAAAUACGUGCUAAGGUUUGCGGUUGGUGCUCCAUUGACUGAAGAGAAGCAUGUGAACGCAGCAUGUAAAGUUUUGCAAGACAAGGCCACUUCCUUACUAGGGGAAUCCUUCAUCUAA
Molecule: messenger RNA, 1368 nt
Organism: Hibiscus syriacus
Lineage: Eukaryota; Viridiplantae; Streptophyta; Magnoliopsida; Malvales; Malvaceae
Product: tyrosine decarboxylase 2-like
Exons: 11
Coding region: 19-1368 (449 amino acids)
Biological process (GO): amino acid metabolic process
Molecular function (GO): pyridoxal phosphate binding; carboxy-lyase activity
Source: RefSeq, a predicted model, not a curated record